AUGACGCUCGGUCUAACACCUCACAGCGCCAAUUGGGACAAAGUCGGGGAUGCCUUUUAUCGCAAGGAAGAGAUCUAUCGAAUGUCGUGGCCGGUCAUCGACUUGUCUUUCUAUCGGGUCGUCGGUGCUCCCUUCGCCGGUCCUAUAGCCAUGACUUUCGAUACUUCUAAACCCAUCCCAGUCCUAGACCCCAGCUCAUCCAUGCCAUCCUCCACCCGACCCCGCAUCCAUGUCUACUCUUGCUCGGGCCAACUCCUCCAUACCGUCGUCUGGGACCAUCCCUCGAGCCUCGUCUGUUUCGGCUUCACAGAUGCCGAAUCCCUGGUCACCGUCUCAUCGAAUGGAUUCUAUCGUCUCUAUCCAAUCUCGUGCAACUCGUCAGCUCCAGCUGAUCUACUUCCCUACACCCAACACACCUUAGGAUCAAUUACUGAAGAGAUCGGUGUACUAGAUGCAGUCAUCUGGUCGGAUGGCAUGGUCGUCAUGAGGUCCGACCUCACCUUUGUCCAAAUCAAAGGCUGGCCGGAGUCUCCCCUGUCCGAGUUCGGCGACCCUUCGGAGAAUCCGAUCAAGGAUUCCAACCAAGGCGCCUCAAAUCUGAACCUAGCCGACCCAUUCUCAACACAGCUAGGUUCAGACAACCAACUGCACAUCUUUAAUCCAGACCGAAGUAAUGGAAAGAGGGAAUCAAUCGACUCGGGGGGGCUCGCCGAAAAACCAACAGCGUGGGCUGUCAUCCCCCCACAUUCCAGCUCAACAGGGAUCGUUCAGAUUCUAGCCUCGCGUCAAGACUCAAUCGUAGUCAUAGAUCCGAUGGACUCCACCGACCAACGGCUCGCCGCCAAAGGGCCCUUUCUCCGGAUCGUUCCCUCGCCUAAUGGAAAAUUCCUUGCGCUUCUGACGGCCCCCGGGAGCCCAAAGCCGUACACAGUUUGGGUCGUCUCAUCUGAUUUCUCGCGUGAAUUGAGCGAGUUCUCUCUGUUAGAGCAGAGUGGACAGGACUUCAUGAAUGAUGGCCCGCCCACUCAAAUGGUCUGGUGUGGCGGAGAUACAAUCGUGAUUGCCUGGGAAAAAAGCUUGCUUAUGAUCGGCCCAUUCGGUGCAUCACUCAGAUACACAUUCAAUGAUUCGAUUCAUCUGGUAACUGAGAUCGAUGGCAUUCGAAUUCUGUCUCUAAGCACAUGCGAAUCCCUAUCGAAGGUGGCUUCAUGUACUAGUAUGGUCUUUACACCCGGCUCGACCUCACCUGCGGCGAUUUUGUUCGAUGCGAUGGAUCACUUUGACAAGCACUCUGCACGAGUAGCGGAUGAACACAUUCGGAACAUUCGCAAGAAACUGACCGAGGCCGUCGAUGUCUGCGUCCAAGCUGCUGGUCGGGAAUUCGAGCCUCGAUGGCAGCAGCGGCUAAUGAAAGCCGCUGCGUUUGGAAAAGUCUUCCUAGACGUUCAUAACCCCGAGCCGUUUGUCAAAAUGGCCAAGAUACUCAGGGUUCUCAAUGCAGUAAGAGACUAUAAAAUCGGGAUUCCUCUCACGUAUGAACAAUACAUUUCACAUCAUCCCGAUCACCUCAUCUCGCGAUUAACAGCUAGGUCACACUACCUCCUGGCCCUCCGACUCACAGAAUUUCUGAACCUAUCUCCCGCUGGCGUCCUUCGUCAUUGGGCCCGCAAUCUUAUUUUGAACAUGGAUUCCGCUUCCUCGAAUGAUGCCUCCAAAUCAGCAGCCAGUCCAGCCUCGAUUUGUCGAAGGAUUGUCUCCAAGCUCAAAGAUCGACACGGGGUCAGUCCAGCCGACAUCGCCGAAAUCGCCUGGUCACUUGGAAAGACCAAACUCUGUACCGAACUACUUGCUCAUGAGCUGAAACCCACCAAGCAAAUCCCCCUCCUGAUGAGAAUGGACGAAGGAAAAGAAGCCCUCCAACAAUCAAUCAAAAGCUUGGACCCAGACCUCAUCCAAACUGUCCUCUGGGAAACUCGGGCUCGAAAGCCGCUAGCAGAAUUUUUGUCCGUUGUUGAAAGAAAGGAUGAAGCUAUCAGUAUUCUCAGAGUAUGGGCGAAAGCUAGUGUCGAGCGGAACUUUCUCAGCGAGAAAGAACCUGUCUCGUCGAAAUCUAUCAGUGUGGGAUCCGACUGGGAAUUGUAUCGCGAUUUUUGCUACCAAGAUGAUCGGCGGACAGAGAGUGGAUGUCUUUGCCUGGAAGAAAGUUACUUAAGCUACUGCCCGGCUUUGAUUUAUACACCAUCAGCAGUGACGGAUUGGGAAGCUUUCUUUGCUCUAAAGCUCAGCAAGAUCAAGAGUGCUCUGAAGUUUUUCCAGGAAGAUUCAGAGCGGGUAUUCGAGCAGGGGAUGCUAAACGAGAGUUUGCGGUUACUAGCCUUCCAGAAGACGCUGAUCGUUGAUAUCAUGAAGUCGUACGGCACAGGUCCGGCUGCGCCCUCCAAUCCAGCACACGACCAGCUGAAAAAGAAUUUCAUGGAGGCGAUGGUUUUCAAUAAAGGACUGACGAUGCCCAGCUUGACGGAGACGAUCAGACAGUGUGUCAAGCUGGGACUGCGCAAGCAGGCCGACAAGCUCAAGACUGACUUUAAAGUACCCGAGAAACGGUUCUGGUACGUCAAGAUGAAAGCGUUGGUCGAGUUGAAAGACUGGGACGGAUUGGAGGCCUGGUCGGGGAAGAAAAGUCCAAUCGGAUUCGAGCCGUUUGUGAAUCACUUGCUUGCAAUGGGAUGUCAUCGCGAAGCGCUCCGAUACGUGCCCAAAUGCGAGGCCCGGAACCGAGUCGAGCUCUAUGUCAAAUGCGGCGAAUGGGUCACGGCCGGCGAAGAAUGCGCCGAUCGCGGCGAAACUGCUAAGCUUGUCGAGCUUCGUCAACGCUGUCCUAGUCCUCAUGUUGCUGCCGCUUUAUCUAAGAUGAUCGAAGACCUUGCUGCUUGA
This is a messenger RNA of Puccinia triticina, 2934 nucleotides long. RefSeq lists its product as uncharacterized. Gene Ontology annotation, biological process: endosomal transport; vacuole fusion, non-autophagic; intracellular protein transport. The transcript is spliced from 5 exons. Gene Ontology annotation, molecular function: actin binding. Gene Ontology annotation, cellular component: HOPS complex; cytoplasm; endosome. The record is from RefSeq and is a predicted model, not a curated record. Lineage: Eukaryota; Fungi; Basidiomycota; Pucciniomycetes; Pucciniales; Pucciniaceae. The coding region runs from base 1 to 2934 and encodes 977 amino acids.